AUGGAAGACAAGAAGAAGAAGAAGAAGAAGAACUGUCCGGUCAUGGGACCCCGGCGUCCUGCGCUGCUGCUGGGUCUCGCCACGUUCCUGGCGGCGUGCUCCAAGGCUCUGUGCACCGUGCUGCCUCUCAACGGAGACUGGAGGUCGACAAAAUAUCUUCACGUCGUCGCAGCCCUGCCCCCCGAAAUCGCCGACGCUAUCGACGACAUUUUGGUUUCACCCCCCGCGCAAGAACAAUAUGACACCCUCAAAAAGACGGUGCUGGACCGCCUCGAGGCGCCUGAAGAAAGCAGACUGCAGCAGCUCUUGUGUCGCGAAGAGCUGGGCGACCAACGACCUUCCCAACUGCUGCACCGUAUGCGGCAACUACUCGGUGUGCACGCGCGUCAGGACGGCCAGCUCCCACUUCUUCGUGAACUUUUCCUGCAACGGCUCCCCCAGUCGGUGCGCGUGGUGCUCGCGGGUUCAAAUGAGACGUCCCUUGAUCAACUAGCGCAACUUGCCGAUCGCAUCACGGAAUACUCAACUCCAACCUUUGCGCCCAUAGCUGCUGCAAGAACACAUGAGCAACCAGAUCGACUGUCGCGCCUUGAGGAGAAACUGCAACACCUUACCGAGACCAUGCAGAAACUUGUGCUAUCUGGCGCUCCCCAACAGGACGAGCAACGACGCAACCGAUCCCCUUCAAGACAGCCAAGCUCUUCCCAGAGAAGCCAUGCACGAGAUACACAGGACGGAUCGUUAACGGCGGCUUACGACAUCGGCCCUCCACCCAGCCGCCUGUUUUUCGUAGUCGACCGUGUAAGCAACUCGCGCCUGCUAGUCGACACGGGAGCCGAAAUCUCUAUUGUCCCGGCAACCCCCGAGGAUCGCCGACGUAGCAAGAACACAUCGUCGCUGCAGGCAGUGAACAACACUGCCAUCGCUACGUACGGCUUCCGCUCGCUGACAAUAGACGUCGGACUCAGGCGCCUGUUUCGCUGGGUCUUCGUGGUGGCGGAUGUUAAUUUCGCCAUACUCGGAGCAGAUUUUCUCAGCCACUUCAACCUGGAUGUGAGCGUACGUGACCGUUGCCUCAAGGAUAACAACACAUCCCUCAAAGUACGUGGUUUGGAGUCAAACAUCUGCUCAUCUGGCAUCUGCGCCUUCCAGCCAGUAUCAGCCUACCACCACGUCCUGGCCGAAUUCCCCUCGCUCACCAAGCCCCGCAACACGGAACAGCCGGUGAAACAUAACGUGACUCACCACAUCGUCACCACCGGGCCGCCAGUCACCGCCCGGCCACGACGGCUGUCCAGCAAAAGGCUUCAAGCUGCACGCAGGGAGUUCGAGCACAUGCUGCAGCUGGGAAUUGUUCGCCAUUCGUCUAGCAACCAUUCAUCGCCGCUACACAUGGUGCCUAAGGACGACGAUUGGCGCCCGUGUGGUGAUUACAGAGCCUUGAACGCAUCGACAACGCCGGACCAGUAUCCUCUGCCACACAUUCACGAUUUCAGCGCGCGGCUGGCAGGUACGAAAAUAUACAGCAAGAUCGACCUUGUAGCGGCAUACCACCAAAUCCCCGUCGAACCGCAGGACAUACCAAAAACAGCCAUAACAACUCCGUUCGGCCUGUUUGAGUUUGUCCGCAUGCCCUACGGCUUGAAAAAUGCCGCACAGACCUUUCAAAGGUUCAUGGAUGAAGUCACCCGGGGUCUUCCUUUCAUCUUUGUCUACCUGGAUGACAUUUUGGUGGCCAGCAGAACGCCUGCGGAGCACGAAGAGCACCUCCGCCAGCUCUUUCAGCGUUUGGAUGAGCACGGUCUGGUGUUGAAACCUCAAAAGGUGGAAUCCGUCAAGAAGUUUCCAGCUCCAACAUCUUUUCGCAAGCUGAGGGAGUUCCUCGGGCUCUUAAACUUCCACCGGCGCUUCAUUCCGUCUUGUGCUCGAGUGCUCCAGCCAUUGACCGACCUGCUGCGCCGAGACGACCAAAAGGCACCAGAAUUUUGUUGGUCUGACGAACACCAGAACGCUUUCCAGAAAGCUAAGGACGAGCUAGCCGCGGCUACCCUCCUCAUUCAUCCACGGCCUGAAGCUCCUACACGCCUCAUGGUGGGCGCUUCCUCCACAUCGGUCGGAGCAGUGCUGCAGCAACAGGAGGGCGCCCAGUGGAAGCCACUGGGCUUCUUUUCGAAACGUCUGAAGCCUGCAGAAGCACGGUACAGCACUUUUGGAAGGGAGAUGCUCGCAAUCUAUUGUUCCAUUAAGCAUUUCCGCUACUUCCUCGAAGGCCGUGAGUUCUACAUCUUGACAGACCACAAGCCCCUCACCUACGUAUUCAAAAACAACAGUUCCUCCUACUCAGAACGAGAGAUCCGUCAGCUCUCAUUCAUCUCCGAGUUUUCGACAGACAUCCGCCACGUUCCCGGGGUCGAAAACGAAGCAGCUGACGCCUUGUCUCGCGUCAACGCUUCCGGCACAGAAGUCCUGGACUUCGAAGCCAUGGCCGCAGCUCAGCGGGACGACCCCGAGUUGACAAGACUGAAGGGAGGGGGAUCUUCACUCGUGUUCUCGGAGGUUGCACUUCCCUACGUGCAGAGCACGAUAACCUGCGAUACCUCCCAGGCAGCACCACGACCUUUCGUCCCACUGAACUUUCGCCGAGUGGUAUUCAACACUUUCCACUCCAUCAGCCACCCAGGUGUCCGCGCCACCCAGCGGCUGAUAACGCAACGCUUCGUUUGGCCCGGAGUCAACGCGGACGUGCGACGAUGGGCUCGGACAUGUGAAACGUGUCAGCAAGUGAAAGUGACUCGCCACAAUCGGGCUGCACUACAGGAAUUUUGGACUCCUGAGUCGCGGUUUGACCACGUUCACCUCGACCUCGUGGGACCACUACCGCCCUGCCAAGGAUUUAGGUACCUGCUCACAUGCAUCGACAGGUACAGCCGGUGGCCCGAAGCUAUACCAAUUGCGGACAUAUCAGCUGAGACCGUCGCGCAGGCCUUCAUUCAAACAUGGCUGCAGCAUACAACCGCCUACCACCCCGCCAGCAACGGAAUGGUUGAGCGCUUCCACCGGCAACUCAAAGCCGCACUGGCAGCGAAACUCGACCGCCAGCACUGGGUGGAGAAGCUCCCGCUCGUUCUUCUUGGCCUACGCUCAACGGUGAAGGAAGACCUCGGCUUCAGCGCAGCGGAAAUGGUCUACGGCUCAACAGUGCGCCUCCCGGGAGAAUUCUUCUCCGACCAGACACCUUCCGCCCCAACAGCCUCCGAUAACAUCGAGAAGCUGCGCGCAUGGCUCGCGCAACUCAGGCCAACAGCACCUCGCAUCGCCCGCAACAGGAAAGUUUUCACUUUUCCUGACAUGGACUCUGCUACCCAUGUGUUCGUGCGACACGACGCAACGAAGCCGCCCCUUACUCCGCCGUACGAUGGCCCAUUCAAAGUUUUGGGACCGUACCACUUCUCCGGUGUGGUCCCUGGCAACGUGUAUACCGACCUGAUGCGCGCCAAGCUCAUUGACGACGCCUACUACCGCGACAACGACGAGCGCUUCGCCUGGGUCGGCCAUGACAACUGGACCUACACGAGGGAUUUCCAGUUGAAAGAGGAGCACACGCAGCACCGCCGGAUCCUACUCGUUGCCCACGGUAUCGACACCGUGGCCACUGUCUACGUGAACGAUGUGGCCUUGGGAGAGACGGACAACAUGUUUGUCCGAUACGUGUUCGACAUAAAACAGCAUAUCAAGGUGGGCUACAACAACGUGAGCGUCGAGUUCACCUCGGCAGUGACGCACGCUCGCGAACGGGCGCGCCUUUACAGCAAGGGUCACCAAGUGCCGCCCGAGUGCCCGCCGCUGCGCCAGCGCGGCGAAUGCAGCGUUAACCAGGUGCGCAAGGCACAGGCUUCCUUCAGCUGGGAGAUGGCACCGGCGUUCCCCACGCAGGGCAUCUGGAAGGACAUCGGCAUCGAGAUGUACGACGGCGUGAUCAUACGCGACAUGGUAGUCAGGACUCGACGCCUUGUUUUGGUGCUGGACGAUCGCCUGACUGUGAAGAAGAACAUAUCGGUGACCGCGAACAACCAACUCGGAGCGCACUACCGAUUCCGGCUACGGAUCCCGGAGGCCACAAGCACGCUCAAGCUAUCACCUGUGUAG
Messenger RNA from Rhipicephalus sanguineus (brown dog tick), 4146 nucleotides. RefSeq lists its product as uncharacterized. The transcript is spliced from 11 exons. Gene Ontology annotation, biological process: proteolysis. Gene Ontology annotation, molecular function: aspartic-type endopeptidase activity; nucleic acid binding. Lineage: Eukaryota; Metazoa; Arthropoda; Arachnida; Ixodida; Ixodidae. Bases 1 to 4146 code for a protein of 1381 amino acids. The record is from RefSeq and is a predicted model, not a curated record.